Molecule: messenger RNA, 1882 nt
Organism: Catharus ustulatus (Swainson's thrush)
Lineage: Eukaryota; Metazoa; Chordata; Aves; Passeriformes; Turdidae
Gene: MAP3K7CL
Product: MAP3K7 C-terminal like
Exons: 6
Coding region: 696-1121 (141 amino acids)
Cellular component (GO): cytosol; nucleus
Source: RefSeq, a predicted model, not a curated record
UGAUUGGAGCUACAGACAUUUUUGCUGACUGGAGUCAUGCUAUCUUUGCCAGUUUGCUGGAAUAGACACAGACACUGAUUGGGUCAUGCUGAAAACAUUCCUGUCCUAUGAAGCAAGUCUGUUUGUAUUUCAGGUUUGCCAGGACUAAUGAAUUAAAAAUCUUGGGCUCACUACAGUUUUCUGCUAAAUAAUGCCUGUGACAGAAGGAUUUUUUCCUCCCUGAAGUGUGACAGCAUCACAAUCCCUCAUCUCUGGCAAGGAGAGGAAGGAAAAGCAGAAUUGUGGAGAAAAGUGGAAAAGGGUUAUCUUUUGGUACGGCAAAGCCUAUGGGAAGUGCAGGUAGCAGCAUGUUGCCCUGACAGCUGUCUCAGCUUCUCAGACCUUGUCAGUUUGUUGCUAUGCAGCAGGUGCAGCCUUUUCUUUUAUUGAAGCUUUACUCCAUAAAGGCAGCGACAAGCCAAGGCAGUGGCUGGCCCUGGAUUAUACAAGUGCAGACACUCCGCAAAGUGAGGGUUUCAUCACAGUAAAACCACUUUUUGGAAUUGAUGGUCUCCGAAGAAAGACGGAGGACUGAGUAAGGUCCCGACCCAGGAGCCAAAUCCAUGCAGACAGACCCCUACACCUGCAGAGGCUUCCACUGAAGAAUCACCACCAAGCUGGAACAAACAAGUAAAAACAUUGACUCAAGUGCCCACAUGAUCACCACCGCCAGGGUACCUGCUGAUAAGCAAGUACGAAUUGCCUUCAGCCUUAAUGAUUCCCCAGAUGAUGCUUCCCCUGAAAACUUCUCUUUGGCGUUUCCAGAACUAGAUCAGCAGCUGCAGCCUCUGCCUCCUUGUCAUGACUCUAAUGAAUCUAUGCAGGUGUAUAAACAGCACUGCAAAAUAGCAGAAGAGUACCAUGAGGUCAAGAAAGAAAUUGCUCUGCUGGAAGAAAGAAAAAAGGAGCUGAUUGCCAGACUGGAACAAGUGGAAAAAGAAAGCAUGGAUGCUGCUCAGCUGGCUAAGGAGUAUGCAGAACUGACAGAGGAGAACCGAACACUGAAGCUGGCCCAGACGCAGUGCGUGGAACAACUGGAAAAGCUCAGGAUACAGUACCAAAAAAGACAGGGUUCCUCAUAACUCCCAACUAGCUCACUUCAUACAGGAUUGGUCCUGUGCUGGAAAGAUAUUUUAAAAUAAAAAUCUGUUUAAUAUGUUGCAACACUUUACUACAGAUACAGAGUAUGUAGAAGUCUAUAUUUGAUUUAAUGCUUGCCUCCCAGUAGCUUAAUAUAAUGGAUAUUUCAUCUGUUAUAUAAUGGAUGUUUUAUUUCAAGUAACAUAAUUGAAGUUUAUCUAUACCCAUUAUAUGUUCUAGUGCAUCAGGUUUCUUUUCUAAACUUAUUUCUUCCAAUUUAAGAAGAUAUGGACACACUAGAAAAUUAUAUAAAUAGUCUCUGUGUUGGAAAUUUGGAUCAUACUGAGGCAUACGGCAGGGACAAUGUUAAUAUAUCAAAUAAAUGUAUGUUAAUUUUAGUUUGGUGAAUUCUUUUUAAAUUAUUUUCCUCCUGCCUAAAGUGUUUGGAAGUUACCUUGACGCAGAUCUCCUCACUAGUAAAAACUAUACUUCAUGUCAUCUUCACACUGUUGUACAAAAUUUGAAAAACUGCACAUUAAAAAUUGAAGUAACAAAAUCUUUUUUUACCAAAAAGUGCUCUGCCAAUGAUAAUUUGCAAGUUACAAAAUUAAAAGGAAACCAAUGAAAUCAAACUUUCCUUCCUCAAGUGUAAAGAUUACUUGAGUGUCUUUUUAUUGUACAUUUUGGCAUGCAAGAAAUGAAAAAUUAAUGUAAGAAUCAUAGUUUCAUCAUAGUUUCAACCAAGACUAUGUCAGUAAAAUUA